UGUGGCAUGUCUGCUCGGAGGUUCUUUCACUCGAUCAUCAAGAAAACGUCGCGAACGAACAAAUCCUCAUCCUCGCCACCGAUGAAAAACGCCAGUCGAAGCAAAACAGAAGAGGAGAGCGAUGACGAUAAAGAAGUAUUAGAUCAGCGUGGCAGCCCUGCCUUGGUGGCAAGUUCGAGCAAAGGAAAACGCGGUGUAUCUACCAUAGCAUUAGACUUAGAAUUGAAAUCAGAUAGCCACGCAAGUGGUAGACGAGUGAGGUCUAUGCCGAGAUCAAAAGAGCGGCGAAGUGCCAAUUCAUCUGCGGAGAAACAAAUCGGUUUCACAGCGGGGGCAAAGGACGAUUCAUCGCCUGAAACAGCUCCAAAACACAAACUCAAAUCGCGAAGAACAUUGCCACCUAGUGCCGCGCAGGCUCGUGUCCCGCAUCGACAAACCUCUCCAGAUGACUACACGGAUCCAGAAGACGCCGCUAGCGACAGAGAGGUGCUAGACGAGAGAGAGGCGGGUAUGGGUGAUGGGGAAUGUGAGUAUUCAGAACCAUGGCAGAAUGAAAGGCAAGGGAAGAAAAUGAUUAUAAAUACAGUCAAAUCCUCUAUCACUGAUCUGGCAGCUCAAAGACUAAACGGAACGUACGAUGAACCCUCUGAUUUGAAACGGAAGUUUGGAAGUGCAAACGGCGUGAAAACUGAGGGUCAUCCAACGUCUGGUGUGAGCACUGCGAGUAUUGAGGCUUCGUGUGCGAGUGACUAUGCUGAUCCGUGGGAUAGACUGCCUAAAUCAAAGUUCCCACAACGUGUUAAAUCAAAUAAAUCUCCUAGUGGGAGAAAAAAUGCACAACGUGCAGUGGAUGCUGAUGAUUAUGAUGAACCAUCCAACCAAAAGAGACUGAACGAACAAGGAGUUGUUGUUGGUGAUCAAAGGUCACAGUCAAAGUCGACGGAUGAUUAUGAGGAUCCAUGGGACUCUAAUGCUGCUAAACCUCUUGUUUCGUCGUCUAAACCUCCAAAACCCAAACCUAGAUUAAAACCUUGUUCAGUAGGAAGUGAUGAUUAUGAUGACCCGUGGGAUAACAAAGCAAAGUCUCGUUUACCAUUAACUGAUGGUUAUGAUGAACCUCAGGCUAACAAAGCAAAGUCUCGUUCGACAUUAACUGAUGAUUAUGAGGAUCCAUGGGAUAAGAAAGGAAAGCCUCGUUUACCAUUAACUGAUGGUUAUGAUGAACCUCGGGCUAACAAAGGAAAGCCUCGUUCAACAUUAACUGAUGAUUACGAAGAACCAUGGGAUAAUAAGGGAGCAACAAAUAAACCCGUCCAGGGUGCUCGGCCUCCUCCACCUACGUCUUCUGUACCCGCUCGCCCAGUGGAGAGACUGUCCUCACCAGCAGAAAUGGAAAAGCCAAAGUUGAAUGAGAGAAUGCGACCAUUUCGUUUGGAUAGGAAACACUCAAAUUUAGAUGAACCUCCUCAACCUGUUGCAGCUAUUAUUGAUGCAAGACUUCCACUUGCUAAGCAGACGUGGUUUCAUGGAACAAUAUCAAGAGCAGAUGCAGAUAAAAUCCUCAGAGUGUCACUUGACAGUAGUUUUCUUGUGAGAGUUAGUGAAAGCAACAAAGAUGAUCACUCUCUCUCCAUCAGACGGUCUGGAGAGAUUGUUCAUUUGAAGAUUGCACGAAAGAAUGACAAGUUUAUUCUUGGACUCCACGGCAAGCCUCAUCGAACCAUCCCUGAUCUCAUCAAACAUUACACUGAACACAAAGUUCCCAUCAAGGGCCUCGAAUCAUUCACAUUGCUCUAUCCUGUUAAGAAAAACUAACAUACACACUUUGAGAGAUUGAAGUUGUAUGUAUUUUCUAUGACAGUAUUCUAUUGGAAGUACAAAGAUAGAAACAUUAGCUGUAUUCUGACUUCGUCGAUAGUUGACCUGUUUUUACAGGUUGAUUUGUAUUGAUAUCUAUGUAGUUGAUAGUGUGUUUUAUACAGUAGCUAGUCAAGAUAAAAAAACUGUAUGUAAGGCUGACUCG
Corticium candelabrum is the source of this 2023-nucleotide messenger RNA. Its product is annotated as SH2 domain-containing adapter protein F-like. The coding region runs from base 7 to 1815 and encodes 602 amino acids. NCBI's taxonomy places the organism in Eukaryota, Metazoa, Porifera, Homoscleromorpha, Homosclerophorida, Plakinidae. Gene Ontology annotation, molecular function: phosphotyrosine residue binding. The transcript has 3 exons. The record is from RefSeq and is a predicted model, not a curated record.